Plasmodium vinckei vinckei is the source of this 8835-nucleotide messenger RNA. Its product is annotated as CCR4-NOT transcription complex subunit 1, putative. Gene Ontology annotation, biological process: nuclear-transcribed mRNA catabolic process, deadenylation-dependent decay. Gene Ontology annotation, cellular component: CCR4-NOT core complex; P-body. Lineage: Eukaryota; Apicomplexa; Aconoidasida; Haemosporida; Plasmodiidae. The record is from RefSeq and is a predicted model, not a curated record. Gene Ontology annotation, molecular function: molecular adaptor activity. The transcript has a single exon. The coding region runs from base 1 to 8835 and encodes 2944 amino acids.
AUGAAUAACAAUUUUAACAUAAAUCUUCAGAUCGAGGAUGGAAAUACCAAUAAAUAUGAAGCCGAAGUAAAUGGCUAUUUUGCCAAGUUGUACACAGGGGAAAUAACAGUUAACACAAUGAUAGAUAUUAUGAAAAAUUUAUCAUGCUCCCCUAAAGGAUCGAAAAAUAAUGAUAUUUAUAAAUCGAUGCUAUUAAUUUUAUUUAAUGAGUGUAAAUUCUUUCCUAAAUAUCCAGUAGAAGAAUUAGAAAUUACUGCACAAUUGUUUGGAAAAUUAAUUAAGCACAAUUUAUUGAUAUCAUAUGGUAAUACUUUAUCAGUUGUAUUAAAAUGUAUUUUAGAAGCUUUAAAAAAAGAAUAUAAUUCUAAGGUUUUUAAUUUUGGAAUAACAGCAUUAGAACAAUUUGAAGACUCUUUAAUAUGUUACCCUGCAUUUUUAUCUUCCUUAAUUCCAUUACCCACUUUAAGGCAAUAUAAUCCGCAAUAUGUAAUCCAUUGCAACGAUUUAUUAAAUACACUUCCAGAACAAUUUAGAACUCUUCCAUAUAUAGAUGCCUCUACAAUACUUAAGAUAAAACACAUCUCUGAAAUUAGUUCUUACAAUAAUAUCUCUAAUCCAAAUAUAUCCCAUAUACCUAACAAUGACAUUAAAAAAAUAUCCGUAACAAAUGCAAAUAAUUUAAAAAAUAUCAACAACUUAGUUCCCCAUUUAGCCACCAUAGAUGGUACAAACCAAACUACUAAUAAUUUCAUUACUCAUAAUAAUCUUAGUGAUAAUAAUAUAGAAAAUAGUGCAGGUAAUAAUAUAAUUUCGGAAAACCACAAUGAUAACAAUAAUGCCAACACUAUCAAUAACUCAAACCGAACAGAUAACUACAUAAGUAAUAAUAAUCAAACUCAAUUUACCAAUCUUAUGAAUAAUAUUCUGAACCAAAAUAAUAAUAGUAAUAACUUUAAUAAUAUAAAUAACGAUAAUAUGUUAUUAUAUAUUAAUAAUAUUUUACCAAACCUAUCAAAUAUAUCAGAUAAAAAUACUAUACCACCAAAUAUAAAUAAUUUACAAACCAUGAAUAGAAAUAAUCCACUAUAUAAAAAUAAAAACGCCAGUGUCAAUUUAAAUACUAUAACAGGUGUUAACAAUCUUGACAAUGCAUAUAAUAUAAACCUACUAGACACUAAUGCAUCGACAAACUCAAAUCGGCCAUUUCAAAAUAAAGGUAUUAUUAAUGCAAAUGAAGCAACCCACAUGAACAGAAACAUCAAUCUAGUAACCAAUAAUAUGACGCACAAUAAAAAUAUGACUUCUCCAAAUUUUCCAAAUAAUACUAAUCAAAUUAGAAUGGAUAUAAAUAUACCCAAUGGUGGAGAUAACUCCCAAAAUAUUCCUAUCAAUUCAAAUAUCAUACGAAUAGAUAAUAAUAAAAAUGAAAAUAAUUAUACAAGUGGCAUUUCUCAUUCUAAUAAUAAAGAAACAGAUGAACAAGCAAACGGAUGUAUAGAAAUAUUUUAUAAUCAAGUUCAAUUAAAAUUGCCUUCAAAUUUAAAUUCAAAAAACAUUAGUGGAUUUGGGUUAGGACAAAUAGAAUGCUUAAUGGAUAAUACACAUCUAUCAAAAAGUAUCAUUAUUCCUUCCUCUGUAGUUGUAGGAGAAGUAUUCAGCAUAUUCAAUACUCUAUGUUUACUUAAUAUCGAUGAAAAAAUAAAAAUAUUAAAAGAUGUUAUGCAACCCGAAUAUUAUAGUUGGCUAGCCUUUUAUAUUGUAAAAUCGAGAGUUUCAAAAGAAGUCAAUUUACAUAACGUAUUUUUAGAAUUCAUUGAUAAACUAAGCUAUCCUAUGCUUAUAGAUACUAUUAUUAAUAUGACUUAUGACUAUAUACUCAUUUUAUUUAAAUAUAUAAAUGAAUUGAAAGAAGUUAGUGCAUUCAGAACAGUACUCAAAAAUUUAGGCUCAUGGCUAGGAUUUAUAACAUUAGGUAGAAAUAAACCAUUAAAAUCAAAAAUAUUAGAUUUAAAAUUAGUUCUAUUUGAAGCUUAUGAUAAAGAUUGUUUAGUAUGUAUAUUACCAAUGGUAUGCAAAAUAUUAGAAUCUAUUAAAUUAUCCAAAAAUUUUAAACCACCAAAUCCAUGGACUACAACUAUGUUAUGCUUAUUAACAGAAAUACAUGAAUUACCAAAUGCUAAAACAUAUAUUAUAUUUGAAGUUGAAGUUUUAUUUAAAAACUUAUCAUUAGAUAUACAAGAUUAUCAAAAUAAAACUGUUCUAUUAAGUAGGAGAACCCAACAAUAUGCUCAAAAAAAUGAUUCCAACGUUGCAGAUCCAGCUAAUACCAACUCUUCUAUUUUACCACCGAAUAUAGAUAUCAAAUCCCAUUCUUUAAAACCCAAUAUCGCAAAUUUUACAUCACCCAACGACAACAAUACCAAUAUCAACAACGUGAAUAAUAAUUACUACCAUUACAACAAUAUCACAAAUUGGAAUAAUGCCAAUUCUGGUGAGCCUAACAAUAUUUCUGAAAAUUUGUUAUUGGAAGAAUUUGAAAAUCUUACUAAAAAAAAUAAUCAGAAUAAUAGAAUAAUAAAUCAAGACAAAGCUGAUUAUAUAAAUAAAAACAAUAAUCAACAAUUACUAAAUUUAAAAAAUAUAAUAUCCCAUUGGAAUGAAUAUAAUGCAAAUAAAAGUAAUCCCUUACAAAAUGAUCAUAUUUUAGUUUCUUCAUUUGCUCCUCCAGAUAUUAAAUCAAAUAAUUCCAACACUUUCAAUAAGGUAUUCGCUAGUAUCUCUAAAGCCCAUAAUUCAAUGAACGACCAAACACUAAAUAAAAUCGAUCCCAAUAUUAUUAAUAACUAUAAUAUUCUAAAUUCAUCGAUAAAUGCAAAUACAUCUAAUGAUCAUAAUAAAAUAAAUAAUAGUAAAUUUUUUCAAAAUUUAUGUAAUGCUACAAUUAUAUCCCCAUCUAUAGCUUUGUUUCAAAUUCAACCAAAUUUAAAAAAAGUUGUUCCUAUAGCAGUUGAUAGAUCAAUUAAAGAAAUCAUAUCCGCAGUUUUAGAAAGAUCAGUAGCUAUAUCAUGUAUUACUACUAGAGAAAUUAUAUUGAAAGAUUUCUGUUUAGAAAAAGAUCAAAAUAUAAUUCGAAAAGCAGCACAUAUUAUGACAGCAUCAUUAGCUGCAUCACUAGCAUUAGCUACAUGUAAAGAACCAUUAAGAAUUUCAUUAACCCAAAAUUUAAGAGAAUUAUUACAACCCACUAGUACAAAAGAUUGUAAUGAUCAAGUAUUGAUAGAACAAGUUGUUCAAGUACUUAGUGCAGAUAAUUUAGAAUUAGGUUGUAAUUUAAUUGAACAAGCAGUUAUUGAAAAAGCAAUAAUAGAUAUUAAUGAAGCUUUAGCUCCAACUUUUUUAGCCAAACAUGUAGCAAAUGAAGAGAAUGUCAAAUUAAAUGAUUCCGUCAACAUUAUAAACAGUAAAAAAAUGCAAAUCGAAUUUGCAGAAAUUUUAAACUUAGGAGUACCUAUAACAAAUAAUCAAUUACAAAUUUAUAAAGAUUUUCUAAAUAUGAAUCCAUUAAAAAAAUUACAUUCUUCUCCUAAAGGACUAACAUUAAUUUAUAAAAAUACCGACGAAACAAAUCCCAUAAAUACACAACAAAAUGAUCAACAUCCAUCUAUCAAUACUAAUGAAAAUGCGAAACCCGAUGUAAUCCCUAAUUUAGGAACUAACAUAAAUAUAGAUUACAAUAAUAAUGCAGAAUUAAACCAAAGUGAAAGUAACAUAAAAAUGUCACAUACUACAUCAGCCAUACCACCGAAUCCUAAUUUAAACAAGGUUUUAAAAAAAUUAGAACUCGCAACUAAUCAAUUAAAAGAAACAAUCAAAGAUAUACUUAUGUUACCACCAAUAUUAUUUAAUAUUAAUAAAAAAAAAUCUAUUGGUAAUAUUAAUAAAAUAAGCUUAUAUAUUUUAUAUAGUCUAUCAGUUGAUGAUAAUCUAUUUAAUUUAAUCAAGUCCAUACCAGAAAUUGCUUCAUUAACUCAUCAUAAAAAUGAAACUAUUAUUUCUUAUACAAAUAGAAUAUGCAAAUUCCUUUUUGAAAUUGCAUUACAUAAUUAUAAUAAAUCUCAACAAGAAUCAAAAUUAAAUGAUAUGACUGGAAUCUAUAUGGAAGUAUUUUUAUGUAUAUUAGAAAAAUUAAAAAAAAAAUGUCCUAUUACAAAAGAACAUAUAUCUACAUCUGUAAUCAAAACUACUAUAAACCUACUAAAUACACCAAUUAAUAAUGCUACCCCGUCCAAUAAUACUAAUAAUAAAACUGAGGAAGCCAAUGCUGACAAUACUAGUGAUCCAGAAAAAAAUAAUUCUCUAAAUUCUGUGGGCGCAGAAAAUUCUGAAAAUACAGCCAACCAAAAAGAGAAUGAAUUAAACAAAGAUAAUAAUAAAACGAGCAACAACUAUGAACAGUUUUAUAAAUCCAAUGCAAAUAUUAUAGCUGGCCUAAUUAGAUAUAACCUAGUUGAUAUGGAUCAAUAUAAACAAUUUUUAGAAACUCAACUAGCCAAUAAAAUUAUUAACAAUAAUUCAAUCAAAUUUAUUAUUUUUUUGCUAAAAAAUAUCUUAAUCGAUUUUCACAUAUAUAGAUAUAACUAUUUUAAAAACAUUUUCAACCAUCUUAAUAAUAUAAUAAAUACUAACCCUAAAGAAAAUAAUACUAAUGAACAAACUAACAAAGACACUAAAACAGAUAACACUAUUGAUCUAAAUGCAAACAUAUUUUAUAAUAACAAUGAUAAGCCACUUACUUUAAGUUCAGCAAUUGAUGAAUUAACUAAAGAGGCUAUAAAUAUUCAAGAAAAACCAAACUCUGUAAUUUUUUCGAAUUUUUUUGAGGUAUGUGAUGAAUUUUCAAAAAGUGACGAUGAAAGUGAAAAAGAGGAUGACGAACAAACUGAUAAACCUAAUGAAGACACUAAUAAAGAUCUUACUAAAUUAAAAGAAGAAAAAAACAAACAAGACGAAAACGUUGAAACAAAUCCAAAUGAUCCCGAAAUAGAAUCACAACUAACCACUGAAAUUUCCCCUAAAAAUGAAGAAACAAAAUUGGAAACUAAAAAUAAAAAAAACAAAAAAAAUAAAGAUGAAAAGAAGGAUGAUAACAUAACUAAUGCAAAAGUCGAAAUAAAUGAAACCUCCUCCCCUUCCUUAAAAUCUAAAGAGACUGCAAAUAAAAGCUCAGAACCAAUAAACAAAAAAACCACUGACAAUAUUACUGAAAAUGAAACAGAAAAAAUUGAGACUAAUGAAACGGAAAGAAAUAAAGAGAAACAUAUUAAUGAUAAAAAUGGGGAUGCAAAAAGAAAUUAUAAAAAAUAUCUACAAAUUUUAAUGAACCCACAAAACUUAACAACACUUACACAAAUUAUUGAUUUCUGCCUAAAUAAAGAUUGGAAUAUAAUACAAGCCAAAAAAUUUAAUGAUGGAAUUAGAGAUAAAGGAGUAGGUGGAGUUAGAAUUGUCCCCAAACCACAAGCAGUUCCAAAACAACAACAACAUAUUAUUAGUUCUAUUUUUAUGGAAUGGGUUAAAUUAAGUAAUAUCAAAAGUGUUGAUAAUCCAAAUCAAAUUUAUGUCAAAUUUUUUCAAAAAAUAUCAAGUCAAGGUUUAUUGCAAAUAAAUAAUUCCGAUAAUUUUUUUACAACAUGUAUUUAUAAGGCUAUAGAACAAGCAGAAUUAUUUCUUGAUCCAUAUUCUGAAAAUUUUGAAACUUUUCAAAUUGGAGAAUCAAAAGAACUAUUUACAUCUACAUCUACAAUCUUAACUAAUUCAAAUUAUCCGAAAACAAAUGAUGAUAAUGAUACAAAAAAAAUCGAAUCCGAAACUGAAUUAACAUCAGAUAUGUUAUCUAAACAAGAUAAUCAAAAUGAAAAUUUAAAACGCGAAUAUGAGGAAAGUGACUCGAAUAUUGAUAAAAAAAAUAAAAAAAAAACAGACCUUAUUGAAGAAGAAACAGAAAAUGCUAGCCAUUCUAAGGAAAAAGAUAAAAAAAAGAAAAAAAAAAAAAAUGAACAUACAGAUGCAAAAUCUAAACCAACCGAACAAACUGAAAUGGAAAAAAAUAAAGAUCAACAUAACGAAAAAGAAAACAAUGAAACUAAUAAAUACGGUGAAGAUUCAGAAGAUAAUUUCACAGAUGCAGUAUCUACUAAUUUAACUUUUAAUUCAAACAUUUCAAAUUAUGAAUAUUCAUUUUCUGAUGAAGAUAAUUUACACUAUUUCGUAAACAAUAGUGAUCGAAAUAAUAGUAAUACAAAUAAAAUGAAAAAUAAAAAAAAAGAUACUCUUAAUUUUGUAUACUCAUCUAUAAGUAAAUCCAUGAAUAAUGAUUCGACUCUAAAUUCGGAUAAAGAUACUGAAAGAAGUAGAUUAUAUUCCGAAGUGCUUAAAGAAAGUUGUAUCACCACUGACCCAAAUAAAGACAAAACAGAUGGAAAAAAUACGACGAAAAUAACAAAGAAUGAAUCUAAUGAUUCCAAUAUAGAGAAAGAAAAGAACCCACAAUCAGAAUCAAAUAGCCAAAAUGACAAAAUAGAAACCCAAAUCGAUGAAGAUACUAAAAAAGAUUUAGAAAAACAUACACAAAUUACAAACACAUUAGAUACUUCAUCAAUCGAUGCACUAGCUAAAAUGGUAAUAUCAAUGAUGAAAUUAGUAGACUCACAAAAAAUUACACCAUAUUUAUUAUUACAAAAAGUAAUGAAUAUGUUUUGUAGAAUAGUAGUAUAUGAAUGUAGAAAAAAACAAAAUAAAUUUAACCAACGACCAUAUUUUCGAUUAUUUUUAUCAAUAUUAACAGAAAUAAAUAAAAAUGAAAAAAAUCUUGAACAAUCAUAUAAUAAAUGUAUAUUAGCAUUAGGCUAUUAUUUACGUAUAUUAAAUCCAUUAAGAGUUCCAAUGUUUGUUUUUGCUUGGGUCGAAUUAAUAAGUCAUAAAUUUUUUUUACCUAAAAUAUUACAAACAUCAAAAGGGUGGUAUAUAUAUAAUAAAUUAAUAAUAUAUCUCUUUGAAUUUUUAUAUGGAUUUUUAAAAAAUUCGAAUUUAACACAACCAAUCAAAUUAUUAUAUAGAGCAACAUUAAGAAUAUUAUUAUUAUUACUUCAUGAUUUUCCAGAAUUUUUGUGUGUAUAUAGUUUUUCAUUUUGUAAUUCAAUACCUUUAAAUUGUAUGCAAUUACGAAAUAUUAUUUUAUCUGCCUUACCAAGAAAUACAAAAUUACCCAAUCCAUUUAAUCCAAAUUUAAAAAUUAAUUUAUUACCUGAAAUGAAAAUCGCACCAAUCAUAUUAAAUAAUUUCACAUUUAUACUUAUUGAUUAUAAAAUUAAAAAAAAUGUUGAUGAAUAUUUUGUAACUAAAAAUAUAAGCCAUUUAAAAAAAAUACAUAAAAAAAUAUUAAUCAAAAACAAAGUUAAAUCAUUUUAUUUAAAAGCUAAAUAUAAUAUACCUCUACUAAAUGCUUUAGUUUUAUAUAUUGGUAUGUCAUUACCAUCAGAAAUAUUAACUAUUCAAAAAAUUCCUGAAGCUAAUCGUCAUCCAGCCUUAGAAAUUAUUUUAUAUUUAAUUUAUAAAUUAGAUAUGGAAGGAAGAUAUUACCUACUAGCAUCAAUCACUAAUCAUUUAAGAUAUCCCAAUGCUCAUACACUUUUCUUUUCUUCUCUAUUAUUAUGGAUAUUUAAUGUAUCAAAAACGGAAAUUAUUAAAGAACAAGUAACAGGAAUAUUACUAGAACGUCUAAUAGUUAAUAAACCACAUCCUUGGGGAUUAUUAAUAACAUUUAUGCAACUUAUCAAAAAUCCAAUCUAUAAUUUUUGGAACUGUUCAUUUGUUCGUGUAUCACCAGAAAUAGAAACACUUUUUCAUACAAUAGCCAAUUCAUCUAUGUUAAAUAAAAUCCACAAUCCCACUACUAACAGUAAUAUCAAUAAUAGUGGCAAUAUCAAUAAUAGUGGCAGUAUCAACAAUAGUGGCAAUAUCAAUAAUAAUGGCAGUAUCAAUAAUAGUGGCAGUAUCAACAAACCGACGACCCAAUCAAAUGAUUCAUACACAUCUACAUAUCAAUAUAAUCUUAAGAAUGAAAAAUUUUCAAACAAUGAAUUUAAAUUUCUUUCAAAUAUUACUAAUUCUAUGCAAAAUAUUAAACAAACAAAUUUUGACGAAAAUAAAUAUCGAAUUCAAGACAAAAUAAAAGAAUUCUCUAAUAAUAUGAAUAUAAAUCAGUUAAUCCAAAAUUCUAAUGAAAAAAUUAAUAUUAACAAUACGGAUUUAAUUAGGCAAAUUUUAAGCUCAGGAAAUACUAAUUUAAAAAAUUAUAUCACAUCUAACGGACCUACUAUGCCUCAUCAAUAUGACAUAACGAACAGCAUGACUCCAAAACCACACAUUACAAACGUUAGCAAUGCUAGCAAUAUGAACCCAUAUAACAUCAACUCUAGUAAUAACAACAUUAUUAAUAUGCCAUUUUAUAGAGAUGCUACAAAUUUAAGUGGAAUAAAAACAAACAAUAAUUCGCACAACAAUUUCGAAUCAUCACAAGAUAACCAAUUCAUUAAUAACUCUUACUAUUUUCAGGAUAAAAAUAUAAUGAUAGAUUCCCAUUUACAAAAUAACUUUAAUCAAAUUAAAAGAAACUCACGAUUUAAUACUUCACAAAUACAUGAAGAUAAUGAAAAUACAAAUAAUAUUCAAAAACAUUUUAAUUUCGAAACAAAUCCUAAAUUAACAGAUCAAAAUAGAGCAAGUUUUAUCAAUUCAAAUAAUUUUUAUGAUUCAAAACCUGAUUACUACAACUAG